Molecule: messenger RNA, 303 nt
Organism: Vittaforma corneae ATCC 50505
Lineage: Eukaryota; Fungi; Microsporidia; Nosematidae
Exons: 1
Coding region: 1-303 (100 amino acids)
Source: RefSeq, a predicted model, not a curated record
AUGUCUGACACUAUUAAUUCCACAUACCCAUUAGCCGCUCUACUUAUUCAUGCUACAAAACAAGAGGUUACAAAAGAGAAGAUGCAAGCUGUCUUUAAAACACUUGGUUUAGACUUUUCGCCCAAGAUGGCUUCGUACUUUAUGCUAUCAGCUGACAAGUACUCCUCUAUUAUCUCAAACAUCGGAGGAGGCUCACCAGCCCCAUCUUCCAAUGCAUCUGUUGGAUCUGCUACUACGCCAGCAGCUGAGACUGCGCCAGCUACAGAAGAGUCAUCCAGUGAUGAUGUGCCUCUUGACUUCUAA